This is a messenger RNA of Racocetra fulgida, 692 nucleotides long. NCBI's taxonomy places the organism in Eukaryota, Fungi, Glomeromycota, Glomeromycetes, Diversisporales, Gigasporaceae. The record is from the annotation of a GenBank genome assembly.
AUGCCUUCUUUAGAUGCAGUAACACUUAUAGAGCUUCAGCGUAUGCUUCAUAUUACUAACCCAUAUGUUCAUGUUUUUCAGCAAACAGGUAGUAUCUUGCUCCAAAAUCCGUCUCAACAUUUGACUAUGAUAAUAAAAGACUCUAGAGCAGCUGAUUCAUGCCAAUAUAAUCUCCCAUGUGCUUUAGAAAUUGCAGCUAUCAUAGUUGGAGAACCUAAUAAUGAAACUGAAAUUUGUAAUCGUGAUAUAAUAAUUCGUUCUUAUGAAGGUGGAUUACAACGUAUAACAGAAUUGCAUAGAGCAUAUGUACCAUUGCAUUAUGUUCUAUUAUUCCCUAGAAGUGAAGAUAGAUGGCAUCUACAAAUUCCUUUGCGUCACAUUACAGAUCUUUUGCAAUCACCUAUUGAAGACGAUCCAAACACAUAUGACGAAAACGAUGAAUUGGAUAAUGAAGUUGAUGUUAGAACUCGAAAAUAUGUUACUAUGAUGCAAUAUUACUCUUAUUCUAAAAGCAACUACAUCAAACUUCCUGACCACAUUUAUGUUUCAUCCAAAAAUCUGCUCGAAUUAAUCGAUUUUAUUUACCCUAACAUUACUUUAAAUUCCACUAACUCAAACUAUUUUCUAGAACGUGGAAUUCUCGCUCCAAAAAAUAUUGAUGUUUCUUUUAUCAAUUCGACCAUUAUGACCAU